AUGAGCCAAUACGCCGAAUAUUACGCGUUACAAGCAGGCGGUGGUGUAGAGAUUCCCCAGAUUUAUAUUGGCGCACCAUAUCAAAAAGGUCACGGUAUUGGAAGCUUUCUUGGCGGUCUAUUUCGGCGUGUUCUUCCUUUCUUAACUAGAGGAGCUCGAAUGGUCGGAAAAGAAGCUCUUAGAACUGGAAUGAAUGUUAUGAAUGAUUUGGAUGCUAAUAUUCCGGUUAAAAAAUCAUUUAGAAAUCGCUUUGGGGAAACUGGUGAGAAUUUGAAACGGCGUGCUAUUGAUAAAAUGGAGAAUAUUAUGAAUGGUUCUGGUUAUAAGAACAAUCGGAGGAAGCGAAUGGUUCAGUUGAUUUCUAAUCGUGUUGCACUUAAGGUCUCUGAGUUAGAUCUAUUCUCGAUACCUCCUAAACAAACCUCGAUAGAAAGCUCUCAAUGGGUACACUAUAAACCGGUAUCAUCCCUUACCGAUGACUCGCCUAUAGAAUUUGUCGUCCCUGGUCAUGGUGAUGAAUACAUUGAUUUGGCUCACACAAUGCUAAAUCUUAGGGUGAAAUUAAUAACACCACCUAGGGUUGCUGCAAAUGCCGAACAAUUGGAUAGAGUUGGUCCUGUAAACAAUCCAUUACAUUCGUUAUUUAAUCAAGUGGAUGUCUAUUUUAAUCAAAAAGUUGUAUCUCCACCCAGUAAUUCUUAUGCUUAUCGGGCAUACAUUGAAACUCUACUUAACUAUGGUCCUGUUGCUGAAAAUAGUCAUCUGACUACCUCUCUUUGGUAUAAUGACACCCCUGGAAAAAUGGAUGAUUUCGAUGAAAAUGUGGGAUUAAAAGCUCGCCAAAAAUAUUUAAGUGCUGGUAAAUCUAUUGAUCUUAUUGGACACCUGCACUGUGAUGUUUUUACCCAGGACAAAUUUCUUAUCAAUGGUGUGGAAUUGAUGCUACGAGUAGUACGCUCAAAAGAUUUAUUCUGUCUUAUGGAUGGCACAAAUGGCUGUAGUAUAAAUAUUGAGGAAGCCUCACUAGUUGUGCGUCGAGCAAAAAUUAGUCCCGGUAUUCUAUUAGCUCAUGCAAAAGCUCUAUCUCAUGGUACUGCAAAAUAUCCUAUUACACGUGUCGAGGUGAAAGCUUUGUCUCUACACUUAGGCGUUCACUCUGAAACGCUUGAUAAUGUUAUUCUCGGUCAAAUGCCAGAAAGAAUAAUAAUUGGGUUUGUGGACAAUAUUGGAACUGGUAUCCAUUUUCUGAACGAAGGAAAUAAUAUUGAUAGAGAGAAUUAUCCUGUAGGAAACUGUCUGUUCGCCUUUGAUCUUACACCUGAUCUCUCAGCAAACUGUUACUCUCACUGGAAUCUUGUAAAACAUGGUAGUCUCAGAAUUGAAGUACGAUUCGAGGACGCCUUAACUAGUACUAUUAAUUGUCUUGUAUAUGCGGAAUAUAAUAAUGUUCUGGAAAUAGACUCGUUCAGACAGAUUGUUGUUGACUUUAGCGCUUGA
Molecule: messenger RNA, 1497 nt
Organism: Belonocnema kinseyi
Lineage: Eukaryota; Metazoa; Arthropoda; Insecta; Hymenoptera; Cynipidae
Exons: 2
Coding region: 1-1497 (498 amino acids)
Biological process (GO): deoxyribonucleotide biosynthetic process
Cellular component (GO): cytosol
Molecular function (GO): ribonucleoside-diphosphate reductase activity, thioredoxin disulfide as acceptor
Source: RefSeq, a predicted model, not a curated record